AUGUCCGCUACAGUUUUCCUCUUAAUCGCGAAUGUCGUUCAAUUUCUGGCCAACCUUGGGGAUAUCGUGUAUCCUCCUCUUGGGAUUUUCGCGACGUUUUGGACGCUUCGAAGACAAUCUGACUCGGACAACGCCACAAUUAAUCCGACUCGGACACCGCCUCCGAUAGAUACCGACGAGUUUUCCUCAACUUUGAUUGAUUCAUCCACUGCCAUUCCGACGCCAGAAGAGCCUCCUGAGAGUUGGGUCAAGGCUUGUAGAACGUCUUUGAAGGAGAUAUUGGAGAACCUAGAUGAGAUAUUGGAGAAGGGUGUACUGGACGGUACCGAGACGAAGAAGAGAUUUGUGCAGCUCAUUGACAUGCAGGAAAGCUUGGGGAUUACGGUUUCAAACCUUGUUCGCUGUGUUAAGGAUGGAAUAAACCUUGAUAUCCGGCGUAAUACCGUGCACAGUUUGAUAGAACUGGAACAAGAUGUUGAUGACUUUGCGAAUACCAUUGAACGAUCUAGGAUGAAGCGUGAAGUGCGCUGUGAUGAGCUUUCUGAUGCGGAGGAGGGGUGUCCUUAG
This is a messenger RNA of Marasmius oreades (fairy-ring Marasmius), 567 nucleotides long. RefSeq lists its product as uncharacterized. NCBI's taxonomy places the organism in Eukaryota, Fungi, Basidiomycota, Agaricomycetes, Agaricales, Marasmiaceae. The transcript is spliced from 4 exons. The record is from RefSeq and is a predicted model, not a curated record. Bases 1 to 567 code for a protein of 188 amino acids.